This is a messenger RNA of Meriones unguiculatus (Mongolian gerbil), 4689 nucleotides long. RefSeq names its product apelin receptor (gene Aplnr). NCBI's taxonomy places the organism in Eukaryota, Metazoa, Chordata, Mammalia, Rodentia, Muridae. The transcript has 2 exons. The coding region runs from base 1467 to 2594 and encodes 375 amino acids. Gene Ontology annotation, molecular function: G protein-coupled receptor activity. Gene Ontology annotation, biological process: immune response; G protein-coupled receptor signaling pathway. Gene Ontology annotation, cellular component: membrane. The record is from RefSeq and is a predicted model, not a curated record.
GGCUCCCCGAAGAGCCUUUGCCCUCCUGAUCAAUAGCUGCUCUGGUAGAUCUAUUGACCCAGACCUUUGUUUUCAGGGAAAUGGCCCUUUCUCUUGUUAACCCCAGCCAGCCUGGCCUCAGACAAAAUGCCUUCUGUGAUUUGGACUAGCACUAGGGCUGAGCUGAGUAAGAGAGGAGUCUCACGCCAUGGAAGAGGAACGCUCCACAAAGACCCGGGAGCCAGGAUGCCAGAACUUCAUCUGAAUCCAGGCUCAGUUCAUCAGAGAAGAGCACUAAGCUAUUAACUAGGCCUUUCUGGACUCCGCUAUUGCUGUUCCUCUUGUUCUCUGUGGUUCCAGAGGAUUCUAACCCUUCCUCACGACUCAGUCAACAAUCAAAGAGCCCUGAAGACAUGCUAGAACUGUGCUCCAUGUGUGCUUAGAGAAGAAGAAAAGGAAACAACUGACCACAACCAAAUUUACCCUGUGAUCUUUGGUAAGACACUUACCUUUAGCCUCAGUUUCCCCAUAGACUUAAUGAUGUGGCUAGGUUUUGUCCUGGUUUCUCUCAUAUUCUGACUCUGUCACCAACUUUCUAACACCUCUAUCUGCAAACUACCAGCAGCUUAUGUGCUAUAGGAGAGUUUUAUUAUGCUUUUGUCUGCAAAAUACCAAUGUUCUCAGAAAGAGGGUUGAAGCCAAGUCAUAGAGAGGAAUGAAGAAAGAGCAACAAGUCCCAGGGUCUCACCUGGGUGGGGGUGUAGGAGCAGCAGGGACCAUCCAGAUGCUGGGAUCCCCCUGUGAAAUAUCACACCCUUUCUCUGCCCCAUGCUUGUCCUGGAUUCAGGUCAAACUGGAUUUCAGUCUGCAUAAUUUGUCUCAUUUAGAAGGGUUGGGAGAGGGUGAGAACAGGAGGGGAAAGGCUGAGGAGGCAGAAUGGUACCCCCUAAAGGCAGUCAUGAGGUGGUGGCCAGAGGAAAGCAGAGUAAGAGUCUGGGGAGAAGGCUGGUGGCAGCUUGAGGGAAGAGGUGGAGCCAGGAGGGGCAGAGGCUUGGGAAGCACAGAUAAUUGUCAGCCCAGCACAGGAGGGGUCAAUUUAGUCUACUUACCCAGUGGCAAGGAAGAAAAAAAAAAAGGGCUGUAACUUAAAGAUCUUAAGACCCACUAAGAGAGGAAAGGGUUGGCCUGGGGGGCGGGAGGAGGGAGGGGGGAGUUUAGGAGGAGACAGAGACGCAGGAGGGUGCAAGGAAGCGUCUUCGCUGAGCUGGGGUAGAACAGGGAAGGUAGAGAAAAGCUGCUGAAGAAGGAGCUACAUCUGCUGGGUCCAGGCUUCCAGAGGGGCUGUCCUGCAUGCUGGGAGUGGCUCUAAGCACCCUCGGGCCUCUUACCCUGAGGCUCAAGCCAAGGCUUGAGGGCGCUUGCUGAGUUGGUGGCACAGCUCCGGAACUGGUGCCUCCGGGACUCGCUGCCUAACUUCAUCCACCACCAUGGAAGACGAUGGUUACGGCGACUAUGACAACCAGUCUGAAUGUGACUACGCAGACUGGACGCCCUCGGGCGCCCUCAUCCCUGCCAUCUACAUGCUGGUCUUCCUUCUGGGCACCACAGGCAACGGCCUGGUGCUCUGGACCGUGUUCCGGAGCAGCCGGGAAAAGAGACGCUCAGCUGACAUCUUCAUUGCCAGCCUGGCCGUGGCCGACCUGACUUUUGUGGUGACUUUGCCACUGUGGGCCACUUAUACCUACCGGGAAUUUGACUGGCCCUUUGGAACCUUCUCUUGCAAGCUCAGCAGCUACCUCAUCUUUGUCAACAUGUAUGCCAGUGUCUUUUGCCUCACCGGCCUCAGCUUUGACCGAUACCUGGCCAUCGUCAGGCCAGUGGCCAAUGCUCGGCUUAGGCUGCGGGUCAGCGGGGCCGUGGCCACGGCAGUCCUUUGGGUGCUGGCUGCCCUUCUGGCCGUGCCUGUCAUGGUGUUCCGUUCCACCGGCAACAUGGAAAACAGUACCAAGGUCCAGUGCUACAUGGACUACUCCAUGGUGGCCACCUCAGACUCCGAGUGGGCCUGGGAGGUGGGCCUUGGGGUGUCAUCCACUGCCGCAGGCUUCGUGGUGCCCUUCACCAUCAUGCUCACGUGCUACUUCUUCAUUGCCCAAACCAUCGCGGGCCAUUUCCGAAAGGAGCGCAUCGAGGGCCUGCGGAAGAGGCGCCGGCUGCUGAGCAUCAUCGUGGUGCUGGUGGUGACCUUCGCCCUGUGCUGGAUGCCCUACCACCUGGUGAAGACGCUCUACAUGCUGGGCAAUUUGCUGCACUGGCCCUGUGACUUUGACAGCUUCCUCAUGAACGUCUUUCCCUAUUGCACCUGCAUCAGUUACGUCAACAGCUGCCUCAACCCCUUCCUCUACGCCUUCUUUGACCCUCGGUUUCGCCAGGCUUGCACCUCCAUGCUCUGCUGCGAUGAGAGUGGGUGCAAAGGCCCCCCUCACAGCAGCAGCGGGGAGAAGUCUGCCAGUUAUUCUUCUGGGCACAGCCAGGGUCCUGGCCCCAACGCGGGGAAGGGAGGAGAGCAGAUGCAUGAGAAAUCUAUUCCCUAUAGUCAAGAGACCCUUGUGGACUAGAGCUGGGACCAGAGAGAAGCCCGGUGUCCCGGGUGUGACCCAGACUUUGUCCUCACGCGCAGAGAAUCAGGUAGCACGGCUGUACCUUCCUGACUCCCCGCUCCCUUCCCUGCUCGCAGGCCUCUGCCUUGCCCCCUCUUCUCAGAGGCUUGUCGUUUAGUGGAAAGAUGGACCCUUGCAAACAAACUUGUGCUCAGCUCUUCAGUACUUCUGAGGCUUACCUUGCACAUGUCUCUUAACUUUUCUAAGCCUCAGUUUCUUUUUGUAUUAAAUGGGGGAAGGUUAUACAGACCCUAAAAUGUAGACAUGUCUUGACUUAAUUUCUUUCUGCCGUUUUUUUCAGCUCUUCAGGCUCCCUUUCCCUGUCUUCCUUUUUUUUUUUUCCUCUGCUGCAGGAAUUUGUACUGUUAAUUGCUCACUUUCUAGACCUCACUUUCUCUCUUCAAGUGGGUUCCCCCUCCCUCAAACCUUCCUUCAGCUUCUUUCCUAUAUCCCCAUGCCUUCUCUCCUGCUGGGCUCCUAAGGGUUAAGGCCCUGAAGCGCUAGGGUUAACUAACACUUUGAGUUCUGUUUCCUGAGAGUCAGCAGGUGGGGCUGGGCUGUGAGCAGGCAAAGGCUCUAGUCUGCAGAGCCAGGAGCUCUGGGUUUUUCCAAAAGUUGGAUCCAUUCACUGUUGGUCCAGUCACCAGGGUUCGGCUGUUGUGAACAGAGGGUUCCCCUUGGCAGAAUCCUUGUGAUGCUUAGUAGAUAAUGCACCUUACCAACAGCCGGACAGCCUUGCCUUCUUCUUUCAGUUGUCUGUGAGAAUUGCAGGGCAACAGGACUGAAGCAGCUGGUGGACUAUCCCAUCAGUAUGAAGGGGGAGCUGGGAAGGGAAAGCAGAGAGAAAGGGGUGAGAGGGGAAUCUGUAUUUAGUCUGUAUGCUGCUUCGCUCCCCUUUCCCAAUCUCACCCCCCCAACGGAACUGUGAACUGUAGAGGAGAUCUUUCUCAUGUCUCCCGCCUCACCCCACAAUCUCUACAUAUGUUUGUGCUACUUGGCACUGAGAGUCACUUGAUUGGUUAAGGUUGUUUGCUCUUUGUCUAUAUGGGUAUAUAUAAAUGUACACACACACACACACACAGACAAGUAUCGAAGACUUUGAGGAUGAAGAACCCCAUCCACUUUCCCUUGCACCUCUGUGGGUCUCCCCACCCACUUGGGGAAGACUGGACGUGUGGGGGAAUGUAGAUGAGUCCACCCCCACUGGAUUUGGGGAACUCCGACGGCUGGUCCGUCUGUUUGUGCUAGGCUUUCUGUAGGGCUGUUUCCUCAGUAGCAUCUGGUCCUAAGGCUGGAGAAGUGCAGAGCUGGGCCCCAGUGCCUCUCCAAGUUCCAUGGUGGGAGAACAGACUUAUAGAUUGUAACACAGCCCUUCUUCUGUGCCCCAUAUCUGGUUUGGAGUUAUUCCUCACUUCUCUUACUUUUUCCUUAAGAAGGCCACUUUCUGGCCACAGGAUGAAAGCUACAGGAUGAGCUUUUGUUCUUCUCUCCAUCAGGACUGUGCCUUUUAGCUUUUCUUGAAGCUUAAGGGGAAUAAGGUUGGAAAAAAGUGACUGGAGCAGUUUUGAGGGUCUCAAGGACAAAAUUAAUAGUGAUUAGUAAUAGUAAUUAAUAGUUUCCAGCCCUUGUGAACUGGAAACGGGUGGGAAUAUUCUGGGCUUUAUUCUUGGAGGGCUCUGGAAACUAAGGACAAGACAUAUGCCACAGAAACAGGAAGAGCCUGGCUUGAUGCAGUUGGACCAUCUCUGGCACAGACCCUGUUCUUGGAGCAGAAAGGGGGACUGUGGGAAGGGGAGGGCAGAAACAACUCCUCUCAGCUAAGUCUCUGCAUGUCUCAGGCCAGAAAUUUUCACCCAGCUACUUUCUUUGGCCAGGGUAACCUCAAAGCAGCCAGUACAGGCUGCAGGAGGCUUCUGAGAGUCGGGAAAUCAACCAUGGCGUGGGAUAGAGAGCAUGGAGGUUGCCUCUUCUCCCCCCCACCCCUGCUUAAGAAUGUGUUCUUUUCUGAUCUUGUUAGUCACUGUGGUUCAUCAAAUAAAACUGUUUUGUGUAA